Molecule: messenger RNA, 2021 nt
Organism: Mandrillus leucophaeus (drill)
Lineage: Eukaryota; Metazoa; Chordata; Mammalia; Primates; Cercopithecidae
Gene: GPAT3
Product: 1-acylglycerol-3-phosphate O-acyltransferase 9
Exons: 13
Coding region: 158-1462 (434 amino acids)
Biological process (GO): triglyceride biosynthetic process
Cellular component (GO): endoplasmic reticulum
Molecular function (GO): glycerol-3-phosphate O-acyltransferase activity
Source: RefSeq, a predicted model, not a curated record
CUUACCCGCAGCUCCGACCACUGGCUCGCGCUACCCAGAGGUGAGUGCCGGGCUCGGCGCUCUGCUCCUGGAGCUCCCGCGGGACUGCCUGGGGACAGGGACUGCUGUGGCGCUCGGCCCUCCACUGCGGACCUCUCCUGAGUGGGUGCGCCGAGUCAUGGAGGGCGCAGAGCUGGCCGGGAAGAUCCUUUCCACCUGGCUGACGCUGGUUCUCGGCUUCAUCCUUCUGCCUUCGGUCUUCGGAGUGUCUCUGGGCAUCUCCGAGAUCUACAUGAAGAUCCUGGUGAAAACUUUAGAGUGGGCCACAAUACGAAUUGAAAAAGGAACCCCAAAGGAGUCGAUUCUUAAAAACUCUGCUUCUGUUGGUAUUAUCCAAAGAGAUGAGUCACCCAUGGAAAAAGGGCUCUCUGGUCUACGAGGAAGGGACUUUGAGCUGUCUGACGUGUUUUAUUUCUCCAAGAAGGGAUUGGAAGCCAUUGUGGAAGAUGAAGUGACCCAGAGGUUUUCCUCAGAGGAGCUAGUGUCAUGGAAUCUCCUCACAAGAACCAAUGUAAAUUUCCAGUACAUCAGUCUGCGGCUCACUAUGGUGUGGGUGCUGGGCGUCAUAGUGCGCUAUUGCGUCCUACUGCCUCUGAGGGUUACCUUGGCUUUCAUUGGGAUCAGUUUGCUGGUUAUAGGAACUACACUGGUUGGGCAGCUGCCAGACAGCAGCCUCAAAAACUGGCUGAGUGAACUGGUCCAUCUGACUUGCUGCCGGAUCUGUGUGCGAUCCCUCUCUGGUACCAUUCAUUAUCAUAACAAGCAAUACAGACCCCAGAAGGGAGGCAUUUGUGUUGCCAACCAUACUUCCCCAAUUGAUGUUUUAAUCUUGACAACGGAUGGAUGUUAUGCUAUGGUUGGCCAGGUUCAUGGCGGCUUGAUGGGAAUUAUUCAGAGAGCUAUGGUCAAGGCUUGUCCUCAUGUCUGGUUUGAACGCUCAGAAAUGAAGGAUCGACAUCUGGUUACUAAGAGACUAAAAGAACAUAUUGCUGAUAAGAAGAAAUUACCCAUAUUAAUUUUUCCUGAAGGAACUUGCAUCAACAAUACUUCAGUCAUGAUGUUUAAAAAGGGGAGCUUUGAAAUCGGAGGAACCAUACAUCCAGUUGCAAUUAAGUAUAACCCUCAGUUUGGUGAUGCAUUUUGGAACAGCAGUAAGUACAACAUGGUGAGCUACCUGCUUCGAAUGAUGACCAGCUGGGCCAUCGUCUGUGACGUGUGGUACAUGCCCCCGAUGACCAGAGAGGAAGGAGAAGAUGCAGUCCAGUUUGCUAACAGGGUUAAGUCUGCUAUUGCUAUACAAGGAGGCCUGACUGAACUUCCCUGGGAUGGAGGACUAAAGAGAGCAAAGGUGAAGGACACCCUCAAGGAAGAGCAGCAGAAAAAUUACAGCAAGAUGAUUGUGGGCAAUGGAUCUGUCAGCUAAGAGGACAGCUGACAGCUUUUAGAUCUAGUACUAGCCCUUAGAAAUGGAAUGGCUUUGUUUUCUGUUUUGUUUUUAUGAUUGUGAAUCUUUUCUACAGAAUGAUUGUCUCUACCUCUUUAUGCCAGAGGCAGAACCUACAGGUGCCCUUUUUGGCUUUUGUUGUUGUUGUAACAUUAGCCCCAUGGAUUGUAAGGUGGUUUACUGAGUUCAAACAGAUUCUGCUUUGAUAAAAUGAUGGCGUCACUGUUGACUGAAUGAAAUAUUUGUAUAGAAAAAAGUGCUUGUAAAGUGUGUUUGGAACUCAUCGAUAGGGUAAUUCUCCAAAAAUGCCCAAACUCUCUUUUUAUAAUUAGCCUUGCCACUUUCUUCAGUCACUUAAAUGGUGAGAUUACACAUCAGUGCAAGAUGACCAUUAUGGUUAUGGUCUACUGCAAGGUUGAAAGGAAUAAUGGAGGAUUGUAUUUAGGAAAAGGGACAACUUUGUGGCCACCUGCUCUGAAAGUCAAAAGGAAACAUAAAUUAGUAUUAUUAGUAUGUUGGAAGAGAAAUACUACUUUUC